AUGACGACGACGACGACGACGACGAGGCUGAUCUGCUGCUUCUCUGUCGCUGCUCUUCUCCUUCUCUGCUUCCUUCUCCCGGCCGCCGUCGCCGAGGAGCGCUUCUACGAGUUCGUGGUCCAGGAGACGCUAGUGAAGAGGCUGUGCAAGACGCAGAGGAUCAUCACGGUGAACGGGCAGUUCCCGGGGCCGACGAUCGAGGUGUUCGACGGUGACGAGGUGUCGAUCAGGGCGGUGAACAUGGCGAGGUACAACGUGACGCUGCACUGGCACGGCCUGCGGCAGCUGCGGAACGGGUGGGCGGACGGGCCCGAGUUCGUGACGCAGUGCCCCAUCCGCCCCGGCGGCAGCUACACGUACCGCUUCCCCAUCCAGGGGCAGGAGGGCACCCUGUGGUGGCACGCCCACAGCUCCUGGCUCCGCGCCACCGUCCACGGCGCCCUCAUCAUCCACCCUCGCCGUGCCGUCCCCUACCCGUUCCCUAAGCCCCACUCUGAGUUCCCCAUCAUCCUAGCGGAGUGGUGGAGGAGGGACCCGAUCGCGGUGCUGAGGCAGUCCAUGAUCACCGGCGCGCCGCCGAACGUCUCCGACACGAUCCUCAUCAACGGCCAGCCGGGAGAUUUCCUUGAGUGCUCCGCGCAAGAGACGAGCAUCAUACCGGUGGUCGCCGGCGAGACGACCCUGCUGCGCAUCAUCAACGCCGCCAUGAACACCGAGCUCUUCGUCUCCCUCGCUGGGCACAAGAUGACCGUGGUCGCCGCCGACGCCAUGUACACCAAGCCCUUCGAGACCACCGUCGUCCUCCUCGGCCCCGGCCAGACCACCGACGUGCUCGUCACCGCCCACGCCGCGCCGGGACGCUACUACCUCGCCGCGCGCGCCUACGCCUCCGCACAGGGCGUCCCCUUCGACAACACCACCGCCACCGCCAUCUUACAGUACAAGGAAGGCGCCGGCUGCCCCAGUACGACCGGGGCAGGGGCCGCCGCUGGCGCCGGCGCCGGCGUUGGUGCAGGAGCAAACUCAUUCAACGGCCAGGUUGGCUCAGGUGCCAACCCGUUCAACGGCCAGACUGGCUCAGUUGCCAACACGUUCAAUGGCCCGCUCGGCCGGUCCCAGUUCUCCGGCGGCCACCCUGCCCGCGCCGGGCCGGCGCCAAUGCUGCCGUUCCUGCCGGCGUUCAACGACACGAACACGGCCACCGCGUUCUCGAACAGCAUCCGCAGCCCGGCGCCGGUGAAGGUGCCGGGGCCGGUGACCCAGGAGGUUUUCACCACGGUGGGAUUCGGCCUCUUCAACUGCAUGCCCGGCCCGUUCUGCCAGGGACCCAACAACACCCGGUUCGCCGCGAGCAUGAACAACGUGUCGUUCCAGCUCCCCAACACCGUGUCGCUGCUGCAGGCGCACUACCACCACAUCCCCGGCGUGUUCACCGACGACUUCCCGCCGCUGCCGCCGGUCUUCUUCGACUUCACCUCGCAGAACGUCCCCCGCGCGCUGUGGCAGCCGGUGAAGGGCACCAAGCUGUACCGCGUCAAGUACGGCGCGGUGGUGCAGAUCGUCUUCCAGGACACCGGCAUCUUCGCCGCCGAGGAGCACCCCAUGCACAUCCACGGCUACCACUUCUACGUGCUCGCCACCGGGUUCGGCAACUACGACCCCGUGCGUGACGCCCACAAGCUCAACCUCGUCGACCCGCCCAGCCGGAACACCAUCGGCGUGCCCGUCGGCGGGUGGGCCGUCGUGCGGUUCGUGGCGGACAACCCCGGGGUGUGGCUGGUGCACUGCCACAUCGACGCGCAUCUCACCGGCGGGCUCGCCAUGGCGCUGCUGGUGGAGGACGGCGAGUCGGAGCUGGAGGCCACCAUGGCGCCGCCGCUCGACCUGCCGUUGUGCAUCCUAUAGGCAGACUUUCCGUCUUGGCUUUGUGUAGUGUACGUACGUACGUGGUGGCGAUUUGAGGAGGCUGUGUGCAUUGUACGUGUCGAAGGUGUAUUCCCGUGCGUUUGUAUUUUAGAAUUUGGCGUUGUAAUUUGGAUUUCGAUUUGAAUUUGCAACGAAAACGAAAGGUU
Molecule: messenger RNA, 2072 nt
Organism: Oryza brachyantha (malo sina)
Lineage: Eukaryota; Viridiplantae; Streptophyta; Magnoliopsida; Poales; Poaceae
Product: laccase-3
Exons: 4
Coding region: 1-1905 (634 amino acids)
Molecular function (GO): copper ion binding; oxidoreductase activity
Source: RefSeq, a predicted model, not a curated record